Molecule: messenger RNA, 6804 nt
Organism: Pelmatolapia mariae (spotted tilapia)
Lineage: Eukaryota; Metazoa; Chordata; Actinopteri; Cichliformes; Cichlidae
Gene: ube4a
Product: ubiquitination factor E4A (UFD2 homolog, yeast)
Exons: 20
Coding region: 155-3388 (1077 amino acids)
Biological process (GO): protein polyubiquitination
Cellular component (GO): ubiquitin ligase complex; cytoplasm; nucleus
Molecular function (GO): ubiquitin-ubiquitin ligase activity
Source: RefSeq, a predicted model, not a curated record
CAAAAAGAAGAAAACAGUUACUAUUUACUGAGGAACUGGCAUUGGUUUCGUAGAAGCAAUUUUAAAAAUCAAAAUACACAUUACUUCUCGUCAAACAGAUAUCUAGUCCCUAGAGCUGGGAUCUUGGAUGGAGUAAGUGUUGAGCCCCAAUGAGAUGACUGACCAGGGCAACAACAACCAGAACAUCUCCCGCAACCCCUUUGCUGCCCUCUUCAGCUCACUGGCUGAUGCCAAACAGUUUGCAUCAGGCCAGAAACCUCAACAGCUUUCUACUCAACCACCACUGGAGGACUCGGGUGAGAGCCAGUCGGAGUCAGAAAACUCUGUUUCAGACAGCGUUGAUGACAAUGACGACUCCGUGGCAGAGAUUAGCCGUUCCUUCCGGUCCCGGCAGGAGCUGUGCGAGCAGCUCAAUGUCAAUCACAUGAUCCAGCGAAUAUUUCUCAUCACUCUGGACAACAGUGACCCUAGUCUGAGAGGAGGUAAUGGGAUCCCUCCUCGGUGUGUUUACCUGGAGGAGAUGGCUGCAGAUCUAGAUGGGCAGGACUGGCUGGACAUGGACAACAUAGAACAGGCUCUUUUUAACCGUCUGCUGCUGCUAGAGCCGGGAAACCAGCUCAUCUAUAUGACGUCAUGCAGUGCUGUUAACCUGUCUGCUGACCGGGAUGCUGGAGAGAAAUGUGCCAUCCCUUACCUUUUUGCUUGUUAUCAGAGGGCUAAGGAAGAGAUCACAAAGGUACCAGAGAAGUUACUUUCGUUUGCUGUUCGCUGUAAGAAUCUGACCGUUUCUAACACACGAACAGUCCUGCUCACCCCAGAGAUCUACAUCAGUCAGAAUGUCUAUGAACAACUUCUGGACCUGCUGCUUGAAAGCUUCAAUGGAGCACAUCCAGAGGAAGUGGUUGAAUUUGUGGAGGAGGUCAUUGCUGGCCUGCUGUCUGAUCAGGAGGUGCGGACUUUUGAGGAGGUUAUAGUACCGGUGUUCGACAUCUUCCAGGGACGUGUCAAGGACUUGGACCUGUGUCAGCCUCUUCUCUACUCCUACCUGGAUGUUCUCCUCUAUUUCAGCCACCAUAAAGAUAUUGCCAAGGUACUGGUUGAACACAUCCAGCCCAAAGACCCAGCUAAUGGUUUGCAGUACCAGAAGAGCCUGCUGGGGACAGUAUUCAAUAUAUCCUGCUUGCUGAAAACCCCAGGUGUGGUAGAAGGGCACGGCUACUUCCUGAACCCUUCCCGCUCCAGCGCCCAGGAAACAAAGGUCCAAGAGGCCAACAUCCACCAGUUUAUGGGCCAGUUUCAUGAGAAGCUGCACCAGAUCUUGAAAAACUUACUCCAGCGGUCUGGUGAGACCCGCCACUUGCUGCUCACCUGGUUAGGCAGCUGCCUGCAAGCUAAUGCUGGCCGAGCCAAGAUCUGGGCCAAUCAGAUGCCAGAGAUCUUCUUUCAGAUGUACGCCUCAGAUGCGUUUUUCUUGAACUUGGGUGCAGCUCUGCUGAAGCUGUGCCAGCCCUUCUGCAGGCCACGUUCACCUAAACUGCUCACCUUCAACCCAACCUACUGCGCACUCAAAGAACUGAGUGAGGAAGAGAGGAGGAAUCGCAAUGUGCAUGCAAGAGGUCUUGACAAGGAGACCUGCCUGAUCCCUGUGCCUCCCCAGCAGCCGAUGGAGUCGGCGCAGUCCUACAGCCUUCUGACUGAAAACCUCAUCCUCACACAACUCACCCAGCAUCUAGGCUUUCACAGACUCCAUGAGCAGAUGGUGAAGAUGAGCCAGUCUCUCCACCGGCUCCAGGUGACGUGGCAGGAGGCCCAGCGAACAGGCAGCCCAAUGUCGGAGCAGCUCCUGGAGCAGUUUGAGCGUCUGAUGAUUGUCUAUCUCUCAACCAAAGCUGCCACUACACAGCCUGCCAUGCUGCAAUGUUGCCUUAACCUACAAGCUUCCACUGCUGCUCUGCUCGUUCAGCUCAGUAUGGGGAACCAGGGGCCUGAACAUGUAGCACUCAGUUUUCCCCUGCCCUCCCUGCAGAACACGAUGCUCUGCUAUGUACCUGAGUUUUUUGCAGAAAAUUUGGGAGAUUUUUUCAUCUUCCUUCGUCGGUUUGCAGAAGACAUCUUGGAGACUUCUGCAGAAAGUCUAGAGCAGAUUCUAAACUUCAUUACUGUCUUCAUGGGUAACGUAGAGAGGAUGAAGAACCCUCAUUUAAGAGCAAAGCUUGCCGAGGUUUUGGAGGCAGUGAUGCCCCACAUGGAGCCGGUGACCCCUGGUGCUGCUCAGCCAAUCGUGUUCCAGAGAGAAAGAGUUUUCUGCUCCUAUAGACACGCACCCCAGCUGGCUGAGGCCCUCAUUACUGUGUUUGUAGACAUUGAAUUCACAGGUGAUCCUCAUCAGUUUGAACAGAAAUUCAACUACAGAAGGCCUAUGUAUCCAGCUCUUAAAUACAUGUGGGGAAAAGACAACUAUAGAGAGAGCAUCAAGCAUUUGGCCAACUAUGCAUCUGAAAACCUGGAGGCCAUGAACCCCCCUCUUUUCCUCAGGUUCCUCAACUUACUGAUGAAUGAUGCCAUCUUCCUACUGGAUGAGGCCAUUCAGUACCUGAGUAAAAUCAAGAUUCUGCAGCUGGAGAGGGAUCGAGGGGACUGGGAAGGCCUGGCCCCUGAUGCCAGAAGAGAGAAAGAGUCCAGCCUGCAGAUGUUUGGACAGCUGGGACGCUUCCACAACAUCAUGUCCAAUGAGACCAUCGGCACACUGGCCUUCCUCACCUCAGAAAUUAAGGGUAUCUUUGUGCACCCAUUCCUGGCUGAGAGGAUCAUCUCCAUGCUUAACUACUUCCUGCAGCACCUGGCGGGUCCUAAAAUGGGCGCUCUUAAAGUCAAGGACUUCAGUGAGUUUGACUUCAAACCUCAGCAGCUCGUUUCUGACAUCUGCACAAUCUACCUAAACCUGGGCGAUGAGGAGAAUUUCUGUGCCACUGUCCCAAAGGAUGGCCGAUCGUAUUCUCCUACUCUUCUCUCCCAGACCAUUAGAGUAUUGAAAAAGAUCAACAAGCCUGGGGAUAUGAUUGUAGCUUUUGGACUCCUCGCUGAUAAAAUAAAGUCUCAUGCAGACAGACAGCAGCAGGAAGAGGAGACAUAUGCAGAUGCUCCAGAUGAAUUCUUGGAUCCCAUCAUGUCCACCUUGAUGCUUGACCCUGUUCUUCUCCCCUCUUCCAAUGUAACAGUAGACCGCUCAACUAUAGCAAGACACCUCCUCAGUGACCAGACAGACCCCUUCAACCGCAGUCCUCUGACAAUGGACCAAAUCAGGCCAAAUGAAGAACUUAAACAGCAGAUCUUACAGUGGCUGGAGAAGCAUAAGCAAGAAAAGCUUCAGUUGGGGCCCAGCGGCUAGCCCUGAUCUCACUGUGACAAACAGCGUUGCCUCGCGCUGUUAUUUUUCUUACCAGGCCGCACUUGCUCCUUUGCUUCAUGGCAGAUCCACAGUGUGCUUAUUUCUUUGGAUUUAUUCUGACUCCUCCAGUCCAACUGACACUGCAUUAGCCUUUCCCUGCAGCUUCCAUUCUUAAUAAAUCGUCCGUGUGACAACAGUCCUGGCAAACUGUAGCCCACCUGCUGGUAACAACUUCAAAAUCCAUACACGGUGGCUGUUUUUCUUCCCGUGAUGCUCUAUUGAAAACACUAGCAGAGUGAUACAUCCUUGGGUACUGUAUUAAUGAGUUAAUAUAGUCAGAAAUAUCUGUUCAGCAGCACUUUAAUGUACUGUACAUACUCCUGUCCAACCACCUGGCCCUUUAUACCGGAAGGUAAGUAUUUUUGUCAUAUUAUCUAACUUCACUUUCAUAAAGAGUAUUUCACACACUGCCUUUCAAAGUGCUUUAACACCCCGUAUGUUUGCACUCUUGGGUUCAAUCGCAACUUGUAAAUAGCAUUAAAAGUGAGGCAUAGCUGAGUCUGAAUUUAAUUGUGUGUAUGACUUUUAUUUCAUUGACUAGAACAUAGGGUUACUUGGAGGCUUUCAAAAAAAUAAACUUGAUCAUUGUAAUUAGACACAAUUAGCACUAAACAGUUGUUUGUAUUUAAAGAUGUAUCGAUAAGGCUCUUCAGAUCUUCAAGCACCUGUCUGUAUUGAAGCACUUAUUAUCUCAUCAGGAUUAUAUAAGACCAGCCAAUUAAGGUUAAAGGAUAAAGACCAUAUAAAUAAAAUGCACCAAUCUGAAUCAUAUUUUAGGUCUCAAAGAUGUCAGAUUGAAUAUUAAAUCUCCUUAAAUAUUAACUUUAAUCUGUGUUUUGCUGUGGCAGAGCUGUUCAUGGAUAUUACAGCUGACGUGUGAAAUCUCCAGGGGGCAACUCAAACAAGCAAACAAAGCCAGCCUUAAGAAAACAUUAUUUACAAUUUGGCACAAAUGGAUAAUUGACUCUUAUUUAGGAUGGCUUUUUUUAGAGAAUAAAGCUGCUGAAAAUUAACUGCUCAUGCCUAAAGAGGAAUAAAAUCAUGAUUUACCUGUGGCUUUCAGUAAGAGAAGGCAUUUAGACAACUCGGGCACUAUCUCAGAGUCUUUUAUUGGAUAUUUAAUUUUUUUUUUUUUAAUGUACCAGCUGUUCAGGAGAUGUUCUAUUUCUCAUCAAACAGGCAGAGAAUAUACUACUGGGGGAAAUAAACACUGCUGAUAGUUCAGUUAAUACCUACAAAUGCCUAAUUUUAGUAGAAAUACAGAGCAGCAACAUGGUUAUCAAUGAGUGUGUUAUGAGGUAAAUUUCUUAUUUGAGUUACAUCAAAGCUUUGGAACACUUAUCUUAACUCUUUACCCCUUUAAAGCCUACUAGGAGUAACCCUUAAAGCUCCUUUCUGAACUGAGUGAUUUCUGUCAUAGUUCAGGCCUGAAUGACUGAGUUUGCAUUAGGGCUGCCACGAUUAGUCAACUAGUCACGAUUACGUCAACUAUCAAAAUCAUCGACAACAAAUUUAAUAGUCGACGUGUCGUUUGAAGCUUUUUAAUAUCCUGAAAGAUGCAGGAAUAAGCAGACUGAAACAGAAGAUGGCAGCAAUGCAUCUACAAGGAUGCCAGCUGCCGUUAAACGCCGAAGAAGAAGCAGUCUCCGGUAUCAUAGCUUUGUCCAAAUUCAGAGACCACAUCCUCCUGAGGCCGCUUGUAGGCCGAUUACGUUACGACGACGCAAUGAAAUUUGAAGACUCCUCCAAAUGCGUCUUCCUUUUCCCCAGAUUUGAAGGAUGGGUCGGGUGUAUGCUUCCGGCCCAACCUAUUCCAGAAUUCAUACUAUGGCUCAGCCAAUUCCAGUUUCCAACAAUGGCGGCAGCUACUUAGUUUUAAUAUUACUCUUUCUGGGUCACAAAAUAAACUUUUAAGAUAUUUUCAGGUGAGAAUGUAGCUGUGUAAACUUCAAAUAUCUGCUCGAUUUAUCAACACAUCACAUAUUUGCAAAAGUGCUCCGACGUUUUCGGAGACAUCUGUUACCCACCAGCUUGAUAGCUGACCGAGUGGUCAAGGCUCACUCGAGCCGGCGAGAACACCGAACUUCCGGCACAUCGUUGUCAGACCCCCGAGGUCUUUCGCUACUCAGGUUAAACAUGAUAUAUAAGUCACUUAGAUGACUUAAAAAUGUUAUUGUUUGUCUUUUUUCAGUGUUUUAUUUGUUCCUGAGUAAAUCGGUUUGGCUGAGAUUAAAGUUCUAGUUUUCACACAGCUGAAUAAACGUCAAACAGAAAACUGAUUAAACAGUGAGAUGGUAGAGAAUUUAUUCCAGUGUCCUGUUAUAUUUUAGGGAGCAAAGAGCAGACGGCUGAGUUUAUUAAACCCCACCGAGACAAUCUGCAAAUUUCAUUAAAAGGUUAAUAAACUAUCAUCUUGUCUUUAUUUUCAGUUAGAACAUACUUUAAACACUUCAAGCUGUAAGCUAAUGAUUAUAUAAGAGCAGAUGCAUGCUGGUGCAAUAAGCUGUAGUUUUACAUCCAAUGGAUGCAUGAUCUGAUUAGUCGACUAAUCGCAAAAAUAAUCGGUGACUAGUCGACUAUCAAAAUAAUCGUUUGUGGCAGCCCUAGUUUGCAUUAGAAGUUAACGAGGGUGGCCUCUACAUGUGCAAUGGUCGUUUUAAUUGAUAUAUACUGAGUAAUGAGAUGUUAUCUCUCAUAAUGAGAUAAUUUCACAUUCUUUUCUGCACCUUCAGUUCACCGGAGCUGCUCCAAACUGCAAAAGUGCUUCUCUUUCUCAUCUGUGGCACACUGACCAUCAGUGGUGUUCACUUUUCUUGAGAUUUUCUUGAGAUUUAAGGGCAGAGAUAUGGGGUUUAAUAACUUUGAAUGGCUGUGUACAACAUAACUGUCACUGUCACCCUCUGAAUUAACCGAAGCAUCCUGAUCUUGCAUUUAAAACACAAGACUUGUGUUGUGUUCAAGCUUCGUGUGAAAACGUGCGGGCAAACAGUUGAACAAUAGACACGGUGCCUAAAACCAAGAGCCUUGCAGUACAUGUCAGCUGAUCUGUUUCAUACUCUUAACAUACAUGAUUGAGUUUAUUUCUUUGAGGAAUAUGUGAAGUUGGGCAGUAGAAUAUAGGGGAAAGAAGAAGAGGAGGAGGUAACAUGCUCUUGGGUUGUAUUUGAAUUAAAUGGUUUUUAAUUCAAUUGUGUGCAAGAUGGUAACGCGUAAGAAGGUGAUUAUGUAUUUGUUGGCAUGCUCUGAUUUCUGUAUUGAAUAUCUACCACCCGAUUACAUUAUUUUAAUUAAAAUGCAAUUUUUUUUGUUUUAUUUGUGAUUAUCAAAUGUUUAUUUUCAAUGUACAUUAUGAUUAA